UACGAAUAAAUUUUCUUACCUCUCUCUCUCUCUCUUGUCACUCUCGUUUUUGUCAUCUCUAUGCAGUACUCGGUAUCAAUACCGAACGCCCGGUUAUCAGCGGCGAAUCGGAGUUCUCAGCGAUUUCGUCGGUUAGAAGAAGAAUAUUCUUCCUAUCCCAGGUGAAUCGAAAACUUGAACGUCAUAUGCGACGACGGGAUAAAAAUAUUGAAAACCUACUUACUGUAAAUGAGUAACAUUACCUGUAUCAACUUCGCGAUCGUAAAUGGAUCGACGAAAAAAAUGUGUCGACAGUUUCCAGAGCGCGGCAACUUUCCAUCGUCCGAUUUCUAUCGCAUGGUCGGUAUUCGGAAUCCCUCGGGUUUCAUUGUCACCGCGACGGGGCUCCGGCUGACCGAUAUUCGGAGUAGAGACUGAUCCGCGGGCAUAUUGUGCGUAUAGGUAUUGGAUGUAUGGAUAGCCUAGCCAUUCACGCCUGCGACUAGAAGAUGUAUUAUUAAUUAUGCGAGUGUGUGCAGCGGUGGUAGCGGUCGCCUAGAACCAUUAGCCAAAGACAAUAUAGCUCGUAAUCGCGGGUACGAGGGAAACAUCAAGCGCGAGGCUUUCGUGUUCCACAAGCUAACCCACCCGAUGGACCCUCUCUAUGUUACGUACGUACGUACGUACGUACACGUGUACGGGUGCACGAUUGUACGUACGUACUAUGUUACCCCAGAUAUAUUCCACCGUAAGAUACCAACGACAGAUACGACAAUAGACGCCCAUGUGUGUUACACGACUACGACCUGAAUCUAGCCCAGAUGUAUCCACACGCGUAUACGGACGUGUUCGGUACAUCUACACGUUCGGCGUUACAUUCAUAAACGAUACGUGUACGUACGAGUUUACAUUAUAUAGUAAAUAUAUGGUUGCGUAGACGGAGAUAUCCGCGCCGAUAUUAUUGCGCGCUAGGUGAUGUAUGUACGGGGUGGUGAUAACCGAACGAGAUGGAUGAAUUGAAAACAGAAGAAUAUUUUCAGAACGUCUCCACGGAUCGGAAGCCGAACUUUUCGUCGACGAGAACCGGACGAACGAAGCUUUCGUACCGUCAGAUUUUCAUCCGUUACCAGCGGGAUGACAGCAGGAAUCGGUAAGACAUUCGGAAGGUGAUUCGGAACUAGAUUUUCGAAUUCCAAAGAACGAAAGUAUUCCUUUUUUUCGGCAAGGUCGUUUCGGGAAUAAAACAUUUUCGCGCUUGCAGUUUAGAAGUAGUAGAAAAUUUUUCACCCUCUACCGCGGCACAUGGGGCAUCGACGUAUCGUCGCGUGCGGACUGGAGAUUUGCAAUACGGUAUCAAGUACGGUACAGCUGAAUACCCAUUUGCAAAUACACACGUACACACGCUUCACUCCGUGACAUACAAGGGCUCAUCAUGAUGUUCAUCAGGUUCCAUUUGCCGUGCUUGUAUACAAGGUGAUCUAUUUUAAUUUCCCGAUACUUGCGUCUCGGAGAGUAAAAAACGACAGCAGAAUAUAUUCCACGCGUUGCCUGUGCGGUGAACUUAUGCCUCGUCGAGAUCGAAUUGAGGUCAACUUGAUUUCUUUCAAAUGAAAUACCUUGUCGUUCAUUUUGCGAUCGAAUGGAACGAAAAACUUUGCUUGAGACACCAGUUUUGAAAAUUUUCGAAAAUGAAUACCGAGCGUUGAUCAUGUGGUUCCGGAUCGUAUCAACUGCCAAGGGUGAAGAAAGUUUUAGAAAUGUUUUCACGAAGCAGACGUCCAUUUCGAAAUGAGAAACGGAGGAUUUCAUUCGUAAAAACCCGGUGGGGCUCGGCGAGGUGAGAUGAAAAAAUGAUUGUAACAACGCCAAGUUUUUUACCAUCGCACAUGCAGAAAAUGAUUAUCUCGUAUCUCUUUUGUAUCGGAGGGAGAAAAUAAAAAUGGACCACCCCGUACAACGGCCAUGUGCACGCCUACUUCUAUCUAUGCCUAUGUAUUUUCUGGAGGCUCCCACUGCAGCUUUACCGGUCAUUUGAUCAGUGCAGCGCACACAGACCGUAUCCGUGUAUAUAUAUAUAUAUAUGCGUAAAGUAAACGUGCGGAUUGCUUUGGCGCACGACGACCCAGAUUCUGCUUCGUCGAUAAUUAUGGAUCUGUUCUUUUCUUUGUAGAUUAUUUGGUCAAGUUGUUACUUCAUUCUUUUCAUUUUCUCACAACCGCGAAAUGUUUAGCAGCAAGGGUUCGCGGAUAACCGCGUAUGAAUACACGUGAAUAUACAGGUUUACGUAUCACUAUAUCUAUCGCAUAGUAAAUUGUUAUCCAAUAGUACAAACCGGUCGAAUGUGAAUUUUCAGUUGGCUAAUUGCUGCACAGCGGGGAUAGGCGCAUCCGUACGUGUGCAGGUGCCAUGCACUCGGGUACGUGAAACGUAUAGUAUUUAUUUUGCAGGGAUAAACCGUGUGAUCUCAUCAGGUAUGCGGAGGUGAUUAAUUAUUUUCAGACUAGGCGGUGCACAAUAUAAGCUUUCGGGUAUACGGGUAUAGAGCAACAGCGAAACGUGCAUCUAUUGCAUGGUCAACGAUCUGCAGUCGCGACAUUUUAUGUCAAACGCGCCACGAUAUCCGCCCGAUUAUAUUAAAACGAAUUAAAUAUUAUAUCGGUAAUCCAUGAAUAUUUAUCGCGAAACGGUUUAAUGUAGGAUACGAAUUGUGAGUAUAGUCUAUUUCGUGAAUAAUUGAACUACAAUAACCCUUGGGAUGAAUAUUUUUUUUCUUCGAUGGAAAUGAAUACCCAUGUAUACACCGUGCGUGUAUUUAUCGUCGAACGAGAGUUGGAACGACGAAAACGAAAAGGGAAAGAACGAGAGAGAGAGAGAGAAAAAAAAAAUGGCAAAAAUUUAGGGCGCCGUCGUUAAUUUGUUUCACGGUUCCUCCUACCCCGUACAAUAAAUAACACUCUAGUAAAAUGUAUCUGCAUAUUAGUGAAAUUUUUAAUUUCACAUCACCGUAUACCUAAUAAAGUUUUCGCCCCGUUAGCGGGCGGCUAUAGUUAUACUCGUAAUGAAUUCAAUUGUUUUUAUACUUGUAGCUCGCGUGUUCCACGAUCUAUCAGCUUAUUAUAUUUAGUAUGUAUACACCUUAUAAUACAGCGCAUUACGCGUUACCAGAUAUUUUUACGACCUUAAAACUCUACUCGACGUGUCGCGUGUCACACGGAUGAUCGCCGAAUACCAAAUUCACUGGGCCGCACACAGGUAUACCGAGCACACAUCUACAACCUGUAAUGUACAUCACAUGAGGGAUAAUGAGGAAGAAAAAAAGAAAAAUUACUCGACGUUAAUAGCCUCGAUUAUAUUAUAUUGUUAUAAUAUUCGGGGUGAAAUCUGUCGUUGUACGUGUACCCGAUACACAUCUGUACUCAACCUACCCUAAUGCGACCUUUUAAAUGCGACCGAAUUACUGGGAAUCGGUCGAAAUUACUUUUCGUAGGUUCGAACAAAACUUUACUUGAGGUGAACCCACGUACGCGAAGCGCACUUUAAUUAAUUAUAAAUUGUGAGACUGCGAUACGAAACAAGUACGAAUAAGAGAAAAGGUAAUAAAAUGAAAGGAAGCUAAAAAAAAAAAAAACUUUUUUGAUAAAUGAAGGUAUGGGGGUACGUACGUACGUAGAGAGUUCCCCUCGGCGACGAUAACUCUGGGUUAUGAAGUAGUAUCAAUUUCCAAAAUUACGGUCCAACCUAGAGAACGGCGUGGAUUGUCUCAGUUCGUUCUCCCGGAUGCGUUGUCUCGUGGUAGCUUGUUCGUUUGUCUACCGCGACACAGGACGCAACAAGAAACUAUUACUCGUUGUUUUGUCCCUACAGCACCCCGCACUGUUUCCCAAUGAAACCCCCAUAAAUCAAGGUAGUCCCAACCGCAUUUGUAUGAUACACGCUCGCGUGUGUGUACCGAGAAAUAGUCGACUACCCCGCCGGCGGAAACGGCGGAAUGGCUGAAAACACAAACGGAUCCGAAAAAUCCAGCUAAAGCUUCGCCGAAAGCUCCCUCCUCGUCCGGUACAGAUGCGAGGGAGAAUCGGUCGGCCAUUUUUUCCAUGCAGGAACAUUUCUUACCGCUACGCCAGGUAUAGGUUGUCGACAAAAUCGGCGCAAAUCGAACGUAUAAUUCUUCCCGAUGCGAAAAACGUGUCAUUUUCAUGGGUGAAUAGAGUAGAAGCAUAGAUAUACAUAUUGUAUUCUCUACGUCAUCGCGAUAUCGUCACGCCUUCGAGGAAAAAAGAAUUACAGCGAGUUCGUUAACGGAUCGGUUCGACUAGCCGCCUCCAUGUUUACCGUCUCUAUAUAGAUAGAUAUAUAAAAGAAUUUCGGAGGCGCCUCGGAUUCCUUAGGUGAAGGUGUAGAAGCGGCACAGCCAGCACUACCUUCGUUUACGACGGUCUGGGCGCUCGCUAAUUCGGGGGAAAAGUUCUGGGGUUGGUGUGUAUGUGGCAAGUUGACGAUGGGCCAAGGAGAAGAUACAAGUUAUAAUUAAUUUGCUAACAUCAUUCAGUCAGCAGAACCAGCAGAGGCAGCGGUAGCGUAGCCGCGCUACCGAUAACGCGGGAUGGUUUCGCGGUGGUGGUAGAGCGGAUUCGUACCUGCUCUGGUUUACUACUUCGUAACGUAACACGCGCCCCCAGCUAGACCGCCGAGGAACUCAAGACGCACGCCGCGCCGCCGAGGACCGACUAAUCAAAUCUUUUGCUGUUUACACGACCCAAAUUAUAAUUCGACGCUGAUUAAUUCCCCCAGACGCCGUGUCCCCUCGUUUCACCCCCUCGCGCGGCAUCGCUAACCGCCCGCACCUCCUCGAAGGUAUGCAACAUCAAAUUUUCACGUCAUCGAAAGACUUCGCCGGGUGCAUCGAUGGGAUAAUGGAUCAAGAAUUAAGCGAGAUCAUUUGAUUCGAGGACCGCCGACUACCCCCCCACCUGUCCAAAUCCAAAAAACAUCCGGUCGAUCUGAGAGGCCUGAAUUUCGAUUAUUGAAAAACGGGUGCGGAGAGAUUCCGUUUGCAAAAUCGAAAAAUCGGCUGCAUGGUCUAUCCGCAUUUCGAAAAUAAGGGUGAGAUACCAUCGACACAAAUUUCACGAGAAACUUGCUUUUAUUCCAUGCAAUGUAGAAUAUCACUCGCAAUGGGUGGGAAAAAUGAGAAGACUCCGAGAUCGAACGCACCGUUCAACCGAUUUUUACAAGAGUCGUUAAAAUUUGAAUUCGAAUCAAUAGUAUAAUAGGUAUACGUCACAGGUCAGAUUCGAGAAAUUUCGUGAGUAACGGCGCGCGAGUAAUUUUCGUUGAAAUAUACGUCGGGCAAGCUGCCGCAGUUGAUACGCUGUACAAAAAACGAAACAAAAAGAAAGAGAAAAAAAAAAAGAAAAAAAAAAAUAGGGGAGGCCGAGUCUCGUGUGGAAACGCACUUAAUCAAUUAAUGCCCAACACGUCCGCGUGAUUUAUAACGUCAUAGGUAUACGUAGACUAUUUACUUGCAACUUUCUUUUUUUCAUCGUUUCAUCUCCCCUCCGUUCCAUCGCCAUGAUAACCGCGCGGCGAGGAACUUUCAAUUUAAUUGAAUUUUUUUUAAAAUCAAAAUAAAAUUGACGUCAUAUGUUUUCGGCAAUAUUUUUUCAUCUUCGUGUACAUAUUUUCAGGUAAAUGUACACAAGCGUUCACAUAUUUCAUUUAUAUGAUAUACCCCAUCAGUUUGCGCAAAGUGAAAUCGGCAGUUAAAAAGAUACUCCGUGGCAAGUCGCCGUUGCAUGGCCAGAGAUAUGACAAACAAAGAGUGUUCGAAUUGAGUUUGAGAUAAUGCUUUCUAUUAUACAUAAUGCGACAGACGACCGGAGCCACGGGUUGUUCGGAUGGACCGGCGGCGUCAGAAAGUCGCCCCGAUAUAUUGGCGAGCUUCUCGACGCAAGCGCUUUACCUCGCUUCUGGAUCACCCCGUAAGGUUCUUAUAUACCCCGAAAGCGCCGCUAUUUUGGAAUGUUGACAACAAUAGUCCAGCUUCUACGCUCCCUUUGCAGUCGCGUUCAAACUACCCCUACGAUUGUGAAAAAAUUCAACCCUUUCGCGAGCGUAUUUAUACCGUUGAUAACAAUAUAUCGAGGUACGCGUAUUUCCGAGUAGAAUCCGUGCGAUACCUCCGUACGAUUUGGGGGGCGGUGUGAACUCGCGCCACGUGGAUCCGCAGCGGAUGGGUAUAUAUCGCGGGAUCGGUGGCUAAUAAUCGUCGCGAAAGUGUGAAGAAUCGCGAGCAAUUCGAGAGAGAAAUUUGAGCGACACGAUGGCGGAGUGCGGUUCGGAAAACGAAUGCCAAGAUGCGGAGGAAUGGAGGGGUACCUCGGAGUUGAAAAUCGUCCUCGAUCAUCCCCAAGGAGUAUUUUAUCCCGGAAAUCGAGUCACGGGAGCCGUUCUUCUCAACAUCAACGGGCCCAGACCAGUUUUGGCCCUCCGAUUGAAAUGCGAGGGGGAGGGCAUGGUGUUUUUCACGGACCGAUCUGCCGGUUUCCGAAGAAAGUUUUCCAACACUCAGUCGUACCUCAGCGUGGAGCGGUAUCUCUUCGAUGGAAAAUCCGAAGGGACGAUUCCAAACGGGGAAAAUGUUUUCCCAUUUUCUGUCGAUCUUCCCGACGAGAUACCUUGCAGUUUCGAGGGGCGGUACGGACGAGUCAGAUACAGCGUGGCAGCAUAUUUGGAGAGAGGUAAAGUCGCACGCAUGACGACAAGCGUAUCGUUCACGGUGGCUCCUGUUCUAGACCUGAAUCAAGAUUCCUUAGCUACGCUACCGAUCAGCGAGGAUAAUUCCAAGGCAAUUGUAGGCUACAGCGAGCCCCUGAAUAUGCUGGUGACGUUACCGGUCCGAGGAUUCGUUCCUGGACAGACGAUCCCGGUUAAAAUCGUCCUUAAAAAUCCUUCGAAAAUCGAGAUAAGAAAAAUUCGAGUGGUCUUUAAGAAGGUGAUAACGUAUCACGCUGACCGGAAGUCCCGACGACACAAGGAGAUCGUGGUUGAAAUUGAAAUACCGGUAAUCGCGAACGUCGAUUUAUACGAAACCGGAGUCGACGUACCGGCGGUACCUCCCACAGGAAUGGUGUUCUGCGGUAUAAUCGACGUCUGGUAUACCCUGAAGGUCGAGGCGUGCAUCGAGGUAGACGAAUGGUAUUUGAAGAUUCUCAAGAAAAAUUUGAAAACCAGGAUGAGAAUCGUCAUCGGCACCGUACCCCUCAGACACUACGAAACUCCCGAGGAAGAGGAGCGAACUUUUGCGGAAUCGGACGAAGCGCACCGUCGCGAAUUCGAUGACAAAAAAUCCGUAACAGAAUCAACCCCCGCGAAAAUGAGGUCAAAGUCCAAUGAUAAUAAAUUUUACAAGGAGAGUAAAAUUUAUCCCUCGUCAAAACCGAACCGCGACGAUCCCACGGGCACGGAUGAUGACGGAGGUAAUGGAGACGCGGAUUCUUACGCACCGUUGUAUCAGGUGUACAAGUUCAAUAAAAAUAAAGAUAAGACAUCCACGGCGACUGAUUCUAAUAUCAGGCAUCAUUAAUCAGGAUAAUUGAUCGUUCCGAUAUUCAUUGUUACGAGAGGAAUAUCGAACCAAUAAAAUUACCGCUUUGCAAUUAUACAAAUGAACAAAUAAAAGCCAAUAAGUGUUCUAUACAUAUAUACUUUUAGCGUAGGGGAGACUGAGGCGGAACGUUUAGAGAAAAUUUUGAAGGUCUCGAUAGUGAAGAAAAAUUUUAGAAAAAUUAGAGACCGUUUAUUCAAACAUUUUUUCAACAAAAUUCGCAAAUGAAGAUUCCAUAAAACAAUAUAUUUCGUUUGUUAUACCAAUAAAGUAAAUUAGACCGUUCUGCCCCGGUAGUCCAGUCCGUCCCGGUCGUCUCCUACCCAUACGAAGUUUUAUCGAAUAUAUUAUAUAUUAUUGCAGUGAGCAGAAUAAUAGCAGAAAAUUAGAGGAGUAAAACUUUUGUGCGGGAUAAGUGCGGGCGGCUUUCUGUACACUUUAUGAAUAAAAACAAAUAAUUACCUCUAUGACGAAAGAAAAAAAAAAAAUAAAUAAUUAUUGCA
Molecule: messenger RNA, 8088 nt
Organism: Athalia rosae (coleseed sawfly)
Lineage: Eukaryota; Metazoa; Arthropoda; Insecta; Hymenoptera; Athaliidae
Product: arrestin domain-containing protein 2-like
Exons: 6
Coding region: 6302-7564 (420 amino acids)
Biological process (GO): protein transport
Cellular component (GO): cytoplasm
Source: RefSeq, a predicted model, not a curated record